Molecule: messenger RNA, 1435 nt
Organism: Mastomys coucha (southern multimammate mouse)
Lineage: Eukaryota; Metazoa; Chordata; Mammalia; Rodentia; Muridae
Gene: Ccdc25
Product: coiled-coil domain containing 25
Exons: 10
Coding region: 477-1103 (208 amino acids)
Source: RefSeq, a predicted model, not a curated record
CGGGGAGUUCAAAUUCACGCGCGCUCCUUGAGACUAAGGCUGCUGCGUUCUGAUUCGUCGCCGCUCAGGCGCUUCCUAGAGCCUGCGCUGGGAUUGGCUUCCCGCUAGUCCUUGCCCCGCCCUCUGGCGAGGUGGGCUCCAAGAUUCUCCCGCCCUUGAGAGGCAAAGCUGCUCAGGGGGAGGGGGGUGGGGAAGAGAAGGAAGCCACACCUCCUGAAAUCCUGCAACAACUGGCUUCAGACGGCUGCCCUGUGAAAGUGCAUUCUGGGAAUUGUAGUUUGUGGAUCAGCGGACCGCGAAGUCAAAUUCUGAGGCAGUUUGAGGACUAAAGAUGGCCCCGGCGGGACGGCGUUGUGACGCGACCGCACGUCCGCCGGAAGUGUGCUGAGGAGAGCCUGGAAGCCGGCUCCCCCUCGCGCCGGUGGUCUCUCGAGCCUCGCGUUUUGAGCAGGGGUCGCCGCUCUUCUACCAGGAUCAUGGUGUUCUACUUCACCAGCAGCAGUGUUAAUUCAUCUACUUACACUAUUUACAUGGGAAAGGAUAAAUAUGAAAAUGAAGAUCUGAUAAAGUAUGGCUGGCCUGAAGAUAUUUGGUUCCAUGUGGACAAACUCUCUUCGGCUCAUGUGUACCUACGAUUACAAAAGGGAGAGAAGAUAGAAGACAUUCCAAAGGAGGUUCUGAUGGACUGUGCCCACCUUGUGAAGGCCAAUAGCAUUCAAGGCUGCAAGAUGAACAAUGUUAAUGUGGUUUACACGCCAUGGUCUAACCUGAAGAAAACAGCUGACAUGGAUGUGGGCCAGAUAGGCUUUCACAGGCAGAAGGAUGUAAAGAUUGUGACAGUGGAGAAGAAAGUGAAUGAAAUCUUAAACCGAUUAGAAAAGACCAAACUGGAGAAGUUUCCAGACCUAGCAGCAGAGAAAGAAAGCAGAGACCGUGAAGAGAGGAAUGAGAAGAAAGCCCAGAUUCAGGAAAUGAAAAGGAAAGAGAAAGAAGAAAUGAAGAAGAAAAGGGAAAUGGAUGAACUUAGGAGCUACUCAUCGCUAAUGAAAGUUGAGAAUAUGUCCUCCAAUCAGGAUGGUAAUGAUUCCGAUGAGUUCAUGUGAGAUAAGCAAAGGACCCUGGGAAGACAUGAAUGUGGAGACCAUUACAGAGCUUUUGAUUUCAUCUAGGUUCUGAAUUACAGAAACCAACCAACCAAAAUUCUACCUUCAUUCUACAUAGACAUACAUCAUUGGGUUUUGGAGUUUUUAAAAAAAAAAAAAAGUCAUCAUUUUGCUGAUGAAAAGAACAGUUGUAUAAUAUAGUUGAACUUGAAGAAAACUUCUAAGUUUAGGAAAAGGAGAAUAUUUUUGUCAGAACAUUCGUCAGUACCUCAUGAAGGCUGGCUGCCUUUGUUUUUGAGAUAGACAUUGGAGUAGACCAACUCUGGAAAGUG